CGCUUUGGGUCUAUUCCUUUCCUUUUUCCGUGUUCACUUAUACGGUUCUAUGUGACUUUUUUCGGUUUAGACACCUCGAAUUUGGGUUAAUAUGAGCAGCAUCUUACGAUUUAUCCGGUCCAAGUUUUAUCACGAACCCGAGGAGCAUGCCAUAGAACAAUAUGCGGUUUUCGAUGAGGGAAACCGCGGUGGAUUCACUUCUGACGUCGUAGCAUUUGACUACCACAACGGAUGUGUUGUAAUUGGAUCUAAAAACGGAGAAGUCACAUUUUACGGCUACCGAGGAGCUUCAUGGACAGUUAGCUUGAGCAAGGACAGUGAGAAUAAAGCGAGAAUCGAGCACAUUUUCUUCAUAUCCUCAAACAUUGCAUUGGUUCUUUGUGAUGGACAGCUGAUUAUCCCAAUUCAUAUCAAAGAUGGUGUAAUAACAAAAAAGGAGGAACUGCGAUUUAACGAAAAUCACAAAUCAAAAUGGGAUAUAACGCAUGUCCAAAAGUUAUCAGAUGACACAUUUGCCCUAGUUUUUUCCAUGAAUAACACAAUAUACCGAAUCAAAUCCAAAACCCUCAAAUCAGAAGUUCUCGUCAAAGCUGAAGAUUUUGAAAAAUGGCUGCCUGACGACACAGAGCUCGCCAGUAUAACCUGCUUACCGGAAAAGCCAUCAAUUUUGAUGCUCAUUGCGGAAAACGGUUGUGUUGGCGUAUUUAACGAAUCACAGUUUGUCAUGAAGACCAGUCUACGGAACUAUGAGGAUGAAGCUAUACAGAAACUUCACUGGAGUAGCGAGAAGAAGAAAAAUGUAGCUUUUGGCAUUUCUUGCAAUAAUAAAUACACAAAAUGGGAGUUUACAGUUGGAAAAGACUGUCAGAUAAGUGCUCAAGAAGUGAAUGUCUACAGUGCGAAUCAAUUUGGACCCUAUCCUUGCCAUCAAAUUCGACAUUUCUCUGUUUGUGCUGAUGCGUCGGAUCCUAACGAGAACUUCCUCAUCUACCAAGGAGGCAAAAGUUCUGGAAAGUACGACGAUAGAGAUCUGAUCACAAUUAGCCAUGGCGACUUUGUUGAAAAACUGGAGCUCUCAUCGGAAAUUGUAGGGAUUGUUGGUGUCAGUGGUAGUUACGAAGAUUGCAAGAAAAGUGGAGUGGUAUUAAUAUGCACAAAAUGCGAGAUCAUUGGAAUCGAUUUGGAAAGGGAGUCGUUGAAUAUGAUGCAGCCGAAACAUUUUCUUUCGAUUAAUAAUAGUACGCCAACUACCCACUCGAGAGCUAUUGAAAUUGAGGAAAAUGUAUGGAAUCGUCUUGAAUCGGCCAGCAAAUCCUAUUGGGAGACUAACCAGAUGUCAACCAGAGACUGGCCGUUGAACUUUCAAAAGAAGAUAGUCACCGACGCGAACCAUCAACGAGCUUCUUACCGACAAGUUUAUUUGAGUGGUCAUUCAAAUGGAAAUAUUUGUAUAUGGUCUUCCGGUGGAGUUGGAAUGUCCUUGAUGCUAGUUAUCCGCACUUCAUUGGAGUUUGACGGCGCAUCUAGUUUUGAUAACGAAGAUUCAAAUUACUACAAUAGCGACGAGAAACCUGAAAAACCAGUGCGCAAAAUUGGCCUCUAUGAUCCGUUUGAUGACGACGAAGAAAUGUGUAUCACCCGUGUGCACUUUGAUCCGAAAUCUGGAAUUGUGAUUGGAACGAAUCGAGGUGGCUAUGUACUAAUGUAUGAACUUUGGGAUUCUGCGAGAACUCUCACACAUUGGGAGGCCACACCGAUCAGCUGCAAUAAUUCUCCGCCAGACACGAGAAAACGAGCGCUAAAGCCUAGGAAAGCAGAAUUAAAGUACAAUGCGGGUUAUCAAAUACGGCUUAAAAACGAGAGUGAUCUACCGUUGGUGUUCUCAAUGCAUCCCAGCCACCGAAUCACCGAUAUUGUCUAUCUUCACAAGUAUCACUGCUUGGCAGUUGGAAGUAACUUUGGAAUUGUGAUGCUUGAUGUAAACUUUGGAUAUCUUGUCUAUGCGAAUUCAUUCAAUGAUGACAACAAUGAUUCAAGUAAUGUCAGUGCCAACCAAUUCCAACGAUUCAAAAGUCUCAAGAAGUCACUUCGAAAGACGUUCCGACGAAAAAAGAAGGGCACUGAAACAUUAAUGGAUUCAGGAGGUGCAGUGGCUUCAUCUUCAAAUCAUGUGCAGCAUGAGACAAGUCCAAAGCGAAUUGACGAUUUUGAAGAGGAAGAGGUGUUCAUGGAGAGACCAAUUGAAGCAAGGGAAGAGCUGGGAGUGCUGGAUUGCUAUGCUGAGAAUUCCAAAGGAACCGUAACAUGUCUCCGAAUGAUGCGCUUUCCGGUGCUCGACGACAAAAAUGUAGAUGACAUUAUAGCUGUGGGGCUCCACGAAGGCUCUGUCUACUUUUACGCAAUCAGCGAACAUGAUGUUGGACUAAGAAUGACGUUCAAAGCGGAACAGAUUAAGAAACUCUCGAUUCCUCACAAGCAACCGGUUGUUAAUCUAGAUAUCACAAAUGAGGAAGGAUAUUUCUCCGCAUCCACUCGAAUCGUCGUCAUCACCGAGGAGCAGCUGCGAAUCUAUAAUUGUCAGCCGAUGGUGAAACGCGACAGUUAUAAGAUCACUGCGCUGGAAGGGCUGAAGAUCAAAAAUGGAAUGGUGGCUAGGAUAUUGAAUAAAAAGAAUUCCAACAAUUUCGAAUCAUUUGUGGUUUUGGUAGCAAACGAUGGAAGUCUACGGGUUCAUUCUGUUCAAAAAGCUUCUUCAUUUGAGUCGAGGAAGUUUAUAGACCCAAUCGACGUAAUGGCACUAAACUCGAGUUGUUUAUCACGUGAUGGUGACGUGGCAUUCCUCAUCAAAUCCUCCGAACUACAGCGAAGUACGGUGAAUUUGAACUUUCGCGGUUGGAGCAGUACGCACAAGUCAUAGAUGCAUUUUUUUUAAAAAUCGUUUUCCUGUUGAUAUAUAUUAAUUUUGUUUGAAAUGGUGGUUUUUUUUAAACUUUAUUAUGUUAUUUAUUUGCCCUCGGUCUUUGCCUUUUUUGUCAAUAUAUACGUUGCGUAUGAAAAACUAAUUUUAAACGAUUUUUAAUUUUUGAAACAUGCUACACUAUUGCAGGCGAUUAGAGAAAAUGGAAAAAUUCGUAUUUUUUGUACGUUUGGAAAAAUUGAAGAAUCUAUAAUUUCUAGGAGAGUGUUUCUUUAAUACCUAUCAAAUCUAAUUUUUAAAAAUAAAACUUUAAAGAUUGUCAAUAGUUGCCUCUUCAAAAUUACUAGAUGCCUGUACAUAACUCCCUUCCAGAUCGAUCUCCAAUUUUCAAAACUUCAAGAACGGGAAGUCCCGAUAUUACUGUAAACUACAAAAAUGCCUUGCUUACGUGACAAUUGCAAAGGUUUUGUCUGAUAAGAUAAGAUAUUAGUCGACUAACGCCAUCAGUUUCACAUCAGAUGACGUCAUUUCCAAACCACGCCCCUUUGUAACGGUAACUUGUGAUAACACUAAUCACCUAAUAAAUACUGAAUCUGAUCAGUUGGAUUUCGAACUUCUAAAAGUUUAAAUGUUCAACCUAACAAACAAAAAAUUAUUUCCAAAAGAAGAAAAAACCAGAAUCUCACGUGGCAGACAUAGACAUACAGUUUAUUUUUCGCAAUGCUUUGCCGAUCUUUUUCCGAUUCUAUCUUUUUUCUCUUGUUUCCACUCAUUAAGUGUCACUAUUAAUUCAAUCUGUCGUCGUUUUCAUAUUUUCUUUCACAAAGUAUCUCCUUCUCCCUUAACUGUUAACGAUGGUCGAUUAGCGAUUUCUUAUUGUAAAUGACUGGUUUUGUCACGUUGUGUUCCCCUUCGCAUUUCGCCGUUACUUGUAUGUGUGACUACUGUAAUUGUAACUGAUAACAUUUUAUUAUAAAGUU
Messenger RNA from Caenorhabditis elegans, 3897 nucleotides. It is a transcript of the gene lgl-1, whose product is annotated as Lethal giant larvae homologue 2 domain-containing protein. The transcript has 14 exons. The record is from RefSeq and is marked reviewed. Lineage: Eukaryota; Metazoa; Nematoda; Chromadorea; Rhabditida; Rhabditidae. The coding region runs from base 92 to 2917 and encodes 941 amino acids.